Molecule: messenger RNA, 7257 nt
Organism: Sphaeramia orbicularis (orbiculate cardinalfish)
Lineage: Eukaryota; Metazoa; Chordata; Actinopteri; Kurtiformes; Apogonidae
Gene: tmem132e
Product: transmembrane protein 132E
Exons: 9
Coding region: 702-3974 (1090 amino acids)
Source: RefSeq, a predicted model, not a curated record
CCCACCUCACUCUCUCACACACAGACCCUAUACACACACUUGCAUGCACACACAUAAGAGUCUGCCUGAACACGUCCAGAGGGAGAGGAUGAAUCGAGCUGGAGAGUGUUAUUUCUUUUGCCUGUGUGUGUCUGUCGGUGUGUGUGGUGGAAGCGGAGUCCACUGAGGGGCUGUGUGUCUUAGUUCUGACCGGGAGCUGAAACAGUGAUUAUAGACUAGAGACUAGGUGUGGCAAGAUGGGGCGGCGUCAAAGGCUUUGUCUGUAGUUCCCGUACAGCCCACCAACCAGGACGAGGCUCUCCGCCUGUCUAUCAGAGUCUGUCCCGGAGCCACGCUCAGUCUGGGAUUGAAAGAGCCGCUGCAUGCGCAUGGGGCUGAACCACUCUUGAACCGGGACCUAAACCACGGGGAAUAGGACAAGCACAAGUUCAAGAAGCUCAGUGGAAUCUGUGGAACAAGCAACAAGGGCAUGAGCAAGUGAAGAGCUGCCGGCGUGGAUUUCUGUUUUCUUUUUUUAACCCUCAUUUAUUGUUGUUUUUGUAACAUAUGACAAAGAUCUUCUAAAGAGGAACCAAAGGAGCCAGACUUCUGUGGAAUAACACAACCUUUUGAAGAGUCUUUUCUUUUAUUGGAAUUCUGAAAGAUUCUCUUGUUUUUCUUCAUUUAAAGGAUGCUAUUUCAAUGAUAAAACCAUUUGGAAUAUGGGACUUUUAAUCUAUGAUUUGCACCAUGGGGACAGGCAACUAUGUUUUUUUGCUCAACUCUGGGUAAUUUUGAUAACUCUUGCAGGAAAAGUUUCUCCAACCAGCUCAGAUGCCCUCCUCAGUUCUUCAGCGAUGACGGCCAGUCCUUCACCUCCCAGUGUGUACCUCCCCGCCAACUUCAAAAUGUCCAAUGCACAACUGGCUUUCUUCUUGCGGGAGGCUCAGAUCACAGGACCAGGUGUUGGCGGCAGCGGUAAGAGCAGCGGCAGCAGCUCCAGCUCUGGACACCCGCUGCAGCGCUCAGAGAGUUUUGUGGUCUUUCAGACAAAAGACCUCCCUGCCAUCAACAUAAGCUUUGGGCCCUUUGCCCGGGACCAGGCCCUGUCCAAAGAGCUACUGCAGCCAGCCAGUCCACUGGAUAUUCCUGGACAGCUGACAGUCAACUGGAAGGUGAGAGCCUUCAUUGUCCAGGCCCGGGUUUUCUCCAACAACCCCACAGUCCAGGUGUUUUUCUACAUUGCUGGUCGUGACUGGGAUGACUUCAAGGCUCAGGACAAGCUGCCGUGCGUCCGCCUGCACGCCUUUAGAGAUGUCCGUGAAAUUAAAACCUCCUGCCGCAUGAAAGGAAACCUGGCUCAGUGCUUGGCCCAGCUGGAUCUGCCUCCAUCCUGGUUUAACACCAAUGUGGCUCCUCUGGGUCGGAGGAAAGGUUCCAGUGAUGCACUCCUGGAUGGCCUAACCAGUGAGACCCUUCAGGCCGAGCUCUACUACACACUCCAUGAGCCUAACCUGGAAGGGGAGUGCAGUGAGGGCUCAGGUCAUAGGGGAGGUGGUGCUUCCAGAGGAGAACCUCUGUCACAGCACCCCCUGCUGCGCAUCGGGAGCAUCAGCCUCUACCAAACCAGUCAAGAGCAGCUGCUGGUGGACAAGCAGUUAGACAAAAACAUGUUCCUCAGGUUGCCUGAGAAACCCCUAAAACCCGGUGAGACCCUCAGGAUCUUCCUCUACCUGAUGCCCAACUCCACUGUCGAACAGUUCACCCUCAAGGUCAAAGCCAAGAAAGGGGUGAACCUGCUCCAGACCAAGUCAAAGAAUGCCCAGUGGAAGGUGGACUGGGAGGUGCAGUCUGGAGCCAAGCAUUCCAUCACCACCAUCGACGUGAACAAAAACAAAGCAGUCAAACAGGGGGAUGUGUUGGGCAACGUCGAGGUCAUGCAGCUGGAUUUUGAGAUGGAGAACUUUACCAGUCUGUCUGUGACACGAAGGAUCAACUGGAAUAUUGACUACAAAGGCCAGAACCCACCUCCAGACUCGGAGAAAGUCGUGACUGAGCUGACAGUCGUGCAGAAGGACAUUCAGGCUAUCAUCCCCCUCGCAAUGGACACUGAAAUCAUCAACACAGCCAUUCUGACUGGACGCACUGUGGCCAUCCCUGUUAAAAUGGUCUCCAUAGAGAUGAAUGGAGCGGUCACUGAUGUCUCAGCCUUUGUCCAAUGCAAGUCCUCCAAUGAAGACAUCGUUAAGGUGUCCAUGAAUUGCGAUUACGUGUUUGUCAACGGGAAAGAGACCCGGGGCUCCAUGAACGCCAGGGUCAUCUUCAGCUACGAGCAUCUGAGCGCCCCGCUGGAGCUGACGGUCUGGGUGCCCAAACUCCCCCUGCAGGUGGAACUGUCUGAUUCUAAUCUCAGCUUCAUCAAAGGAUGGAGGGUUCCCAUUCUGCCCGAUCGAAGGAGCACCAGAGACAGCGAUGCAGACGAUGAGGAAGACGAGCGGCGGGUGAGUCGAGGCUGCACCCUGCAGUUCCAGCGGGCCCUGGUCAAAGUCCUGACCCAGUUCCACACCACGUCCACCGAGGGCACCGACCAGGUCAUCACCAUGCUGGGCCCGGACUGGCAGGUGGAUGUCACAGACCUGGUCCAGGACUCCCUGAAGGUGGCCGACCCCCGGAUAGCGGAGCUGGUGGACCGGACGGUGCUGGUGGGCUUGGAGCUGGGAUCCACCGUGCUGAAGGUGGAGUCUCCGCUAGCUGUGGAUGCAGUUCUUGGAGAGUCACCGUUCUCCGUCACAGAUGACAAGGUUUCCAUCACUGAGAUGCGGGUUCACGCUGUUUCAGGCCUCACCAUGUCACUGCAGCCCAGUCCUGGAAACAGUCACACCAUGGUGGCCAAAGCAACAGGCAUCCAGACGCUGACUGCACCCAAACAGGAGGCCAGUUUGUCCAUCUGGAUGCUUUUCAGUGACAACACAGCUGCCACUCUGACUUACUUUGAUCCCAAAGACUACAACCUCAAUGCCUCCACACUGGAUGAUAAAGUCGUGUCGGUGUCCCAGGAGCCUCAGCAGCGCUGGCCUGUGGUGGUGGCAGAAGGGGAGGGAUCUGGCGAGAUGGUGCGUGUAGAGAUGACCAUCUGCGAAGCCUGCCAGAAGACUAAACGCAAAAGUGUCAUCUCGUCUGCCACAGUUUAUGUCAAGGUCCGCUUUGGCCCGGAGGAAGACUCUGAGGAAGAGGUAACCACCGAGGGGGAGAUUGAGCUGGCUCCCAUCACUCGGCGUCCAGUCAUUGAUCCGAACAUCGGUGUAAAAAUUUAUGAGACGUCUAAUGAGCAGCCAGCCAGUGUUCCCAUUGAUUACACCAAUUUCCCCACUAUUAGCAACGAGGAAAGACCGACAGAGAGUGAUGAAGAGGACGACUUUGUCCACUCACCUCGCAACAUGACCGACCUGGAGAUCGGCAUGUACGCUCUGCUCGGCGUCUUCUGCCUGGCUAUCUUAGUCUUUCUCAUCAACUGCAUUGUUUUCGUUCUCAAAUACCGCCAUAAGAGGAUUCCACCCGAGGGUCAGGCCAACAUGGACCACUCCCACCACUGGGUGUUCCUGGGUAACGGCCAGCCGCUGAGGGCCCAGUGUGAUCUAUCUCCGCAGCAGGUGGAAAGUCCCAGUAACCCUCUGGAAAGCGUACAGACUUGUUGCCAUGGGGACCACCACAGCAGCGGCAGCUCCCAGACUAGUGUUCAGAGCCAGGUACACGGGCGGGGUGACGGCAGCUCCGGGGGCUCGACGAAGGAGAACGGCGAGGAGGCCAACUCACCAACCUCCAAGCGCAAGCGAGUCAAGUUUACCACCUUUACUACCCUUCCCACAGAGGAGCUGCCCUAUAACUCCAUCCCCAUAGCAGAUGAAGAAGACAUUCAGUGGGUUUGCCAGGAUAUGGGUUUUCAAGACCCAGAGGAACUGCACGAUUACAUGCGCAGAAUAAAAGAAAUAGCCUGAGACAAGAGGUGCAGCUCUCUCAGCUUUCUAACGAAACGUUCCUUUCUAUUUUUCUCUUUUUCACCUAAGUGAAAGAUAAUUUUUCACAGACAAAAAGGCCAACUAUCAAUUUGGUUAGGGUUUGUUCCAUUUAGUUUGCACAGUGCUGUCUCAUACACGCUCACUCUUCUCAGAAUGGCAAAAGUGAAUGCAAGUAAGCCAAAGACUCGACCAGAGGAUCUCAAUCAGUAGAGAAACCUGUACACCUUGGCUGCAGCGUUUGUUUCACUGGGAAGCUGAGCUAUAGUCAGCUCAUGUAUUUUCAGAUUUUGAUUCUAGAGAACGCCUGAUAUGGACAGGAGUGUAGAAAACGGUCUGGUAUGUGGUUACUGGGACUCUGUAGUACUGUACUCCAAACAAUAGAGGCCUUUGAUGAACUCAUUACUGUCAAAGACUCUAAUGAAAGCUAUGUUUAAACAGUCUUUUUGUUUUUGCCAAAGUAGGAAAAGUGUUCUUUUAAUGGCGAAAUUUUCUUCAUUGUUGUUCUUAGUGCAGCACACUCAUCAUUUCUACUCAUGUCCAUACAUUUUUCUACAUUUCAUAAGUAGUCAAAAGCAGUGCCCUACUACUAGUCCUCCUGGUCCUGAACAAAUCUAAUGCCUUACAAAAAUGGUCACAGAUCACUACUUAUAUCAGCGCAGACACCCUGUUUUCUCACUAUGGCUAGAGACAGUGUAGUAAGAGUAACCAUGUAUAACACUACAACUGAUCUCAAGCAUGAGGUAUAAAUAGAAGAGCUUGUUAUUGUGGAGAUCUCGAAUAUUGUUUGCAUGGAAGGGGAUCUUGAGGCACAAUCAGUUUUCCAAAUUUGUAAAUGUUUGUAUUGUAAUUAUGUAAUCAUUCAUACACAUAACUAAAGUGAAUAUGUUAUCAUGCAUUACACGCAUGCCAUGCCAUGCCAUGCCAUACCAGGCCUACAUACAUGCAGACAUUCCUCUACUAUGUGUAUAUACUGUAUCAAGCCGGAGUCGCCCCCGGCACAAGCCUAACACUCAACAAACUACUUACUUCAAGCUAAAUGAGUGGGAAGCCAGUUGAAGUCAUUGAAAUUUUAUAGUCCUGUGGUGCGUAGGUUCCCCCUCGCUAAUGUCAUGACAGAGCAGUAGCUUUUUAACACGUUUGACCGUUGGACACAGGGGUUUUGCUAUGCAUCAGAGCUGUAACAGAUCAAAUCUUUUGAUGAUUUAUUUCCCUUCUACAAGUGUAGUCGGCCCUCAUCUUCUGGCAGAAUAAAGAAUAAUCUAAUGUACUAUAUGGGCACAUCUGCACCCAACACAAGAUCCUCUAAACUCUUCAGGAAACAUCAUUCAUCCAAAAAAAAAAAAAAAAAAAGAAGAAGAAAAGACUAUGAAUAAUUAUUGAUUUGCUCCAUCAUUCAAAUCACCACCAUCCAAUGUUGUCAUCCUGUUUUCCACACCGUUAUGUAUGUAGCUCCUAUUUUUGUUUAAUCCCUCAAACCCACACUAUUUCUUGUAUGAAUUUCACGGACAGAACAGAGACUAGUAGCUUUUACCGUUUAAGAAAUCAGAGGUGUUUGAGUAUGGUUGAGACACCAUGUACAAGUAUCUCAGGAUGCUGUUUGGCUUUGGUAAAAUUCUGCCUGGACUAAGCGACAACUGCAAACAACACGGCUAAUGGAUGUCAUUUGCAGGUUUGCAGGCACGCUAAUUACUUUUUUUUGAGAAUCGUACGGUUUACAAAACAACUGGUUAGAAUGACUAUUCAAUAUCUCAAGUGAGGUUUCAACCAAAACACUGCAAGACAGCCAGACACAGAGUAACUGAGAGCAUGAUGACAGCAGGGCUAACAGUGUUUUUAACUGCAGUCGCCCCGUUAGUGUAGUGUGUGCUUUUUUAGUAGUGAAGUGAGUGGAGAUGUUAUUCCAGCUCUGAUCUUACAUAAAACAAAUUCUUUUCAUACUAAUGAAGCAACCAUGAGUUAAAAAUAAGUUUUUGUCACUUUCUUUAAUUCUGUACUGCAUCUAAGGGCUUGGAUUCCUCUUUAAUGUUAACCGACUGAUUUUGGCAAUCCUACAAAGAAAAAAAAAACAAACAAAAAAACAACCUCUGUAACCUGCUUCUCCUGGUGAUAAUGAGUGCAAACUCCAUUUGUCGCAAAACAAACUCAACAUUAUGUCACCAUCCUUCCUGCUUUUCAGCUCCUACAGCCUUAUUAAAGACCCAAUCCAGAAUGACUCCACUCGUGGCAACGCUCUUGUACAAACACCACUUUAAAACUGGACUAAAAAGUUUACAUAUUUACUUUGGAAAUAUGUUUCUCUGCUCCUUAGCCAACCAUUGUGGUCACUCAACUGUCAUAAAUGUGAUCUCAAAAUACAGCAACAUUGUAAAUACUGUCUGGAGCAAAACGGGCUUUCACUUUUUUAUGGAAGUUGCCAUGAGAUUACUUUCCAUGAAGUCAUACAUGUAUAUAGACCAACAUUUGAUGUAUCAGAAAUCCUGGAUUGGGACUUUAAGGAUUUGGUUUUACUGCAUGCCCUCUAUAUGUUCACUGUGGUUGAAAUGAACAAUGACCUGAUUCUAGUGUUUAAUAAUAUUCAAUCUGUGUUAACAUCUAAAGGGAAGAUGAGGCAUCGUUUCUGACAGUCCAAGCCCAUCCUUCAGCCACAGCAUCACCAUGAUUUACCAUGAAAUUAGGAGAAGUAGCAGCCUGCUGGAAGUGUUUGAGUUUUAACUUUAAACGAUGGUGUCUCAGGAUGAAUGUAGGAUUCUUCUUCAAAUAGGCUGUUUGUGUUCAGUGUCGAUGUGGUCAGCCCAGUCUGAUGGCACUACUGGAACAGAUUAAGUAUCUAAUAGCAGCUUUGUCCAGUGUCUUUCAGUUCCUCUUGCACAGUAUCCUGACAAGCCACAUCUCAAAUGUCUACUUCUUCUCAAUUGUAAAAGUUUUCACCCUAAAAUUUGAUUUUACUCCAUUCACACAUAUUUAUUUUUGUAAUACCACUUCAGUGACAGUGCACAGUGCGUUUUUUUUAAACUCAUCAAGCUGCUACCAGAAACUUAAUCUUCUUGCAAAAUGUAAUUGAACAUCUUGAAUUGUACCUUUUGCCCCCUGACAGAGAACUGUGCGCGGCGUGCAAAGGCUCAUUCGGCUGUGCCAAGUAACCACCACACUGACUAUACUAUGUUAAUGUACAGAGCACUCUUACAUUUCCUGUAUUCUCUUGAAAACAAACCCUUGUAUUUUCCUGUUAUAUGUAAAGUACUAAAAGAAAAUGCAAUACACA